AUGUUUCGCUGCUCACCGCCCUCUAGCGGACACGGCACAGAGCUGCAUCUAGGUCAGGGUAAUUUUGUUAGAGAGCAAAGCAUUGAGCAAGGCCGAACCAUGUCUAUUCUGGGGAUUCAUGCCAGAGAAAUCUUUGAUUCUCGAGGAAAUCCCACUGUUGAGGUUGAUCUGUACACUGAAAAAGGGCUAUUUAGGGCUGCUGUGCCAAGUGGUGCUUCAACAGGUAUCUAUGAAGCUUUGGAGCUCAGGGAUAAUGACAAGUCUCGUUAUCUUGGAAAAGGAGUGUCACAAGCUGUGCAUAACAUCAAUUCAAUAAUCGCUCCUCUGCUCGUGGGUCAAACCGUUUCUGUGGUUGAUCAAGAGACUAUUGACCAGAUGAUGAUUGCUUUGGAUGGUACUGAGAACAAAGCCAAGUUGGGAGCCAAUGCCAUUCUUGGUGUGUCACUGGCUGUGUGCAAAGCUGGUGCUGCAGAGAAAGGUGUCCCUCUGUAUCGCCACAUCGCAGACCUGGCAGGAAACCCACAAGUUAUUUUACCUGUGCCUGCCUUCAAUGUGAUCAAUGGUGGAUCUCAUGCAGGCAACAAACUGGCCAUGCAGGAGUUCAUGAUCCUGCCAGUCGGAGCGUCCACGUUCAAAGAAGCGAUGCGCAUUGGAGCGGAGGUCUACCAUAAUCUCAAAAAUGUAAUCAAGAAAAAGUAUGGUCAGGAUGCGACCAAUGUGGGGGAUGAAGGAGGCUUUGCUCCAAACAUUCUGGAAAACAAGGAAGCUUUGGAACUGCUGAAGGAGGCCAUUUCCAAAGCAGGGUACACAAACGAGGUGGUGAUCGGCAUGGACGUCGCUGCCUCUGAGUUCUACAGGAACGGGAAAUAUGACCUGGACUUCAAAUCUCCAGAUGAUCCAAGUCGCUACAUCAGCCCCGAUGAGCUCGCUGACCUCUACAAGAGCUUUGUGAAAGAUUAUCCAGUGGUGUCUAUUGAGGAUCCCUUUGAUCAGGACGACUGGUCUGCGUGGUCUAACUUCACUGGCAGCACAGACAUCCAGGUGGUGGGAGAUGACCUCACUGUGACAAACCCCUCUCGCAUCUGCAAGGCUGUGGAGGAGCGCGCCUGCAACUGCCUUCUGCUUAAAGUCAACCAGAUUGGCUCUGUCACAGAGUCUAUGAGGGCAUGCAGGAUGGCUCAGGAGAGUGGAUGGGGUGUCAUGGUGAGCCAUCGCUCUGGAGAAACGGAAGACACCUUCAUUGCCGAUUUGGUGGUGGGAUUAUGCACAGGACAGAUCAAGACUGGGGCUCCUUGUCGCUCAGAGCGUUUGGCAAAAUACAACCAGAUACUUAGAAUUGAGGAGGAGCUGGGAGAUGAUGCUCUCUUUGCUGGGAAGAACUUCAGAAAGCCAUUAAUUUAA
Knipowitschia caucasica is the source of this 1401-nucleotide messenger RNA. Lineage: Eukaryota; Metazoa; Chordata; Actinopteri; Gobiiformes; Gobiidae. The record is from the annotation of a GenBank genome assembly.